AUGACCAAAAGGAAAUUUGUUCCUCUCUUCACUGAAAGUGGCACGGGCAGUAGUACGGCUGUGCUUUUGCCGGGUCGUCAUCCGUGCCAGUGUCUCGCCGUUCGUCACCGCCUCAUAGGCAACUGCACCAACUGCGGGCGGAUUGUUUGCGAACAGGAGGGCUCGGGUACCUGCUACUUUUGCGGCCACUUAGUGAUGUCUCCAGAUGAGCGGAAGCGCCUGCAGGCGGGCACCAACGCGGCACGAAAGCUUUUUGAGCAAAUUAGGUCGGCUGCCUGGGCUUCUGGCACUCCCACACCCCCUUGGGUUACUCGUAGACAUCGACGAAAACGACACAACAAAGUCCGUAGCGGUAAUUCGGAAGACGAUAAUGUGGGCGAAUAUUCAAAGAAAUCAUUUGAUGACUUGGGCACGGAGGAAGUAAUGGAAGAAGUGGAAGACGUGGACACUCUUCCUCCUGAUAUCGACGCCCAGACGCGUUUGGAAGAAGGUCUGGUAAAGGCGAUGCUGCAGCGAGAUCGAUUGUUACACUUUGACGCGACAACAGCUAAGCGCACCCGGGUGAUAGAUGACGAGUUAGACUACUUUGUUAGUGAGGGCACUGGAGCGGCAGCGGUGUGGCUGGACCCGCAGACACGGGCGCGAGUUGCUCGUCGAGUAGAGGAACUGCGUGAGCAGCGACGCCUUCUCCGCUCACAGUCUGUGUUUGGACUCAGCAUCGACUUUGCCAACAUGACAGUCACUGAGCAGGAUCUGCGUGGGUCGAAGCCAGCACCGACUGAAGAGGACCUGGCAGAAUUGACUCUACGGAGUCAAAAGCAUGACAAACAAUCUACCUCAGGCAUCUCUGAUCCCCUUCUGAAUUUUAUGUCUCAGUCCCUCCAAUUAAAAGCCGCUGAGAGGCAGGUGGGAGUGAAGGAGAUGCAACCUUCUACACGCUUGCAGUCAUCCAGGGUGCAGGAUGCCGAUCAACAGAAGGUAAUUGACCGUGGUGUCUGUGUCAGCAUGCACCAGCCCUGGGCCUCCUUGCUGGUUCGGGGCGUAAAAAUGUGA
Molecule: messenger RNA, 1053 nt
Organism: Echinococcus granulosus
Lineage: Eukaryota; Metazoa; Platyhelminthes; Cestoda; Cyclophyllidea; Taeniidae
Product: Activating signal cointegrator
Exons: 4
Coding region: 1-1053 (350 amino acids)
Biological process (GO): regulation of DNA-templated transcription
Cellular component (GO): nucleus
Molecular function (GO): zinc ion binding
Source: RefSeq, a predicted model, not a curated record